GGCUGACAUCACUUAGGAAAGCGAGGGGGUAGGGCUGCCAGAUCAGUUUGUCACCACCCAGGCUCCCUAGCCUUUGGCUGGGUGCAACUUCCAUUUUAGGUGUUGGAUCUGAGAGAAAAAAAAGGGAGAGAGAGAGAGAGAGAAAGAAGACCAGGAAAGAUCCUGAAAGGAGGAAGAGGUGGCGAAAAAUCAACUACCUUGCUGGAUUUGCCUUUCUCAACACAUUGACGAAGCCUUGGGUUUCUUUCGUAAAGGACUGGUUUAUAGAAGUCCACAUUUGAGCUCUCUCCUUCCUGCUUCCUCCUUGCUGUGGUGGCUGGGAUGCUUCUUCCAUGAUUUUUCGAAUCUAGACUGGGCUGGUUCUCUGUGUUAAAACAAUCAAAUUACGACCUUCUCUUAACAGUGUGAAGUGAGGGGGGGCCUUCUCCCUCCUUCCUCCUCCCUCUGUGAUCCACCUUACUUUUUACCCUGCCCUGCGGCGGCUCUGCCCCUUACCUUCAUGGACGACUCAGAGGUGGAGUCGACCGCCAGCAUCUUGGCCUCUGUGAAGGAACAAGAGGCCCAGUUUGAGAAGCUGACCCGGGCGCUGGAGGAGGAACGGCGCCACGUCUCGGCGCAACUGGAACGCGUCCGGGUCUCACCACAAGAUGCCAACCCACUCAUGGCCAACGGCACCCUCACGCGCCGGCAUCAGAACGGCCGGUUUGUGGGCGAUGCUGACGUUGAGCGACAGAAAUUUUCAGAUCUGAAACUCAACGGACCCCAGGAUCACAGUCACCUUCUCUAUAGCACCAUCCCCAGGAUGCAGGAGCCAGGGCAGAUUGUGGAGACGUACACGGAGGAAGACCCUGAGGGAGCCAUGUCUGUUGUCUCUGUGGAGACCUCAGAUGAUGGAACCACUCGCCGCACAGAGACCACAGUCAAAAAAGUAGUGAAGACUGUGACAACACGGACAGUACAGCCAGUCCCUAUGGGACCAGAUGGGCUGCCUGUGGAUGCCUCAUCUGUUUCUAACAACUAUAUCCAGACUCUGGGUCGUGACUUCCGUAAGAAUGGCAAUGGGGGACCUGGUCCCUACGUGGGGCAAGCAGGCACUGCUACCCUUCCCAGGAACUUCCACUACCCUCCUGAUGGAUAUAGCCGCCACUAUGAAGAUGGUUAUCCAAGUAGCAGUGACAACUAUGGCAGUCUAUCCCGGGUGACUCGCAUUGAGGAACGGUAUAGGCCCAGCAUGGAAGGUUACCGGGCACCUAGUAGACAGGAUGUCUAUGGGCCCCAGCCCCAGGUUCGGGUAGGUGGGAGCAGCGUGGAUUUGCAUCGCUUUCAUCCAGAGCCUUAUGGUCUAGAGGAUGACCAGCGUAGCAUGGGCUACGAUGACCUGGAUUACGGCAUGAUGUCCGAUUAUGGCACAGCCCGUCGGACUGGGACACCCUCUGACCCUCGCCGACGCCUCAGGAGCUAUGAAGACAUGAUUGGUGAGGAGGUACCAUCAGACCAGUACUAUUGGGCUCCUUUGGCCCAGCAUGAACGGGGAAGUUUAGCAAGCUUGGAUAGCCUCCGCAAGGGAGGGCCCCCACCCCCCAAUUGGAGACAGCCAGAGCUGCCGGAGGUGAUAGCUAUGCUAGGAUUCCGCUUGGAUGCCGUCAAGUCCAAUGCCGCUGCAUACCUGCAACAUUUGUGCUAUCGCAAUGACAAGGUGAAGACUGACGUCCGGAAGCUUAAGGGCAUCCCAGUACUGGUGGGAUUGUUAGACCACCCCAAAAAGGAAGUGCACCUUGGAGCCUGUGGGGCUCUCAAGAAUAUCUCUUUUGGUCGGGACCAGGAUAACAAGAUUGCCAUAAAAAACUGUGAUGGUGUUCCUGCCCUCGUGCGAUUGCUCCGAAAGGCUCGUGAUGUGGACCUCACUGAAGUCAUUACUGGAACCCUAUGGAAUCUUUCAUCCCAUGACUCAAUCAAGAUGGAGAUUGUGGAUCAUGCUCUGCAUGCCUUGACAGAUGAAGUGAUCAUUCCGCAUUCUGGCUGGGAGCGGGAACCUAAUGAAGAUUGUAAGCCACGCCAUAUUGAGUGGGAGUCUGUGCUCACCAACACAGCUGGCUGCCUUAGGAAUGUCAGCUCAGAGAGGAGUGAAGCUCGCCGGAAACUUCGGGAAUGUGAUGGUUUAGUGGAUGCCCUCAUUUUCAUUGUUCAGGCUGAGAUUGGGCAGAAGGAUUCAGACAGCAAGCUUGUGGAGAACUGUGUUUGCCUUCUUCGGAACUUGUCGUAUCAAGUUCAUCGAGAGAUCCCGCAGGCAGAGCGUUACCAAGAGGCACCUCCCAGUGUUUCCAACAAUACUGGGCCACAUGCUGCCAGUUGCUUUGGGGCCAAGAAAGGCAAAGGGAAAAAACCCACAGAAGAUCCAGCAAACGACACAGUGGAUUUCCCUAAAAGAACUAGUCCCGCUCGAGGCUAUGAGCUUUUAUUUCAGCCAGAGGUGGUUCGGAUAUACAUCUCCCUCCUCAAGGAGAGCAAGACUCCUGCCAUCCUAGAAGCCUCAGCUGGGGCUAUCCAGAACUUGUGUGCUGGGCGCUGGACGUAUGGUCGAUACAUCCGCUCUGCUCUGCGUCAAGAGAAGGCUCUUUCUGCCAUCGCUGACCUCCUGACCAAUGAACAUGAGCGGGUAGUAAAAGCCGCGUCUGGAGCUCUGAGAAAUCUGGCCGUGGAUGCUCGAAAUAAAGAAUUAAUUGGUAAACAUGCUAUUCCUAACUUGGUAAAGAAUCUGCCAGGCGGGCAACAGAGCUCUUCCCAGAAUUUCUCUGAGGACACUGUGGUCUCUAUUUUGAACACCAUCAACGAAGUUAUUGCUGAGAACUUGGAGGCUGCCAAAAAGCUUCGAGAGACACAGGGUAUUGAGAAGCUGGUGUUGAUCAACAAAUCAGGGAACCGCUCAGAAAAAGAAGUUCGAGCAGCAGCACUUGUAUUACAGACAAUCUGGGGAUAUAAGGAACUGCGGAAGCCACUGGAAAAAGAAGGAUGGAAGAAAUCAGACUUUCAGGUGAAUCUAAAUAAUGCUUCUCGAAGCCAGAGCAGUCAUUCAUAUGAUGAUAGCACUCUUCCUCUCAUUGACCGGAACCAGAAAUCAGAUAAGAAACCUGAUCGGGAAGAAAUUCAGAUGAGCAGUAUGGGAUCAAACUCAAGAUCCUUAGAUAACAAUUAUUCUGCAAUGAAUGAGAGAGGGGACCACAAUAGAACACUGGAUCGAUCCGGGGAUCUAGGUGAAAUGGAGCCAUUGAAGGGAACACCCCUGAUGCAGAAGAUUUAGCACCACGAUCUCCGCUACAUCUGCACAUAUAAUAUAUGUACUUUUAUUUUUUGGUGGUGAAAUGGACUGAUGAUUUUCCCCUUUCUUCGCUGGACUAUUGUGCCAACUGCCAGGCUGCCUCCUGCCCUUAUAGCCCUAAGUGGCUGCCUUCUUUCCAUUGACUCCUAACUUCUUCCAAUGAAGUUUAAUUGUUCCUGCUCCCCACUCCAGAUUCUCUCCAAUUGCUCCCAAGAACCCUGACUCAGUUAUAUGCAUAUCUUGAGAAACUGCUGCAGAUUAGCUCUUUCGCCAGCUCUCCCUGGAACUCUUGGCCUGUGUGGAGGGAGGGAGAGAGAAUGGGAGUCUUCACAGUGGGAGUCUUCACUGGAAGCCAUGGGAAGAAUUGGAAACCACAUGCUACAUAUACAUUAUACAGCAAUCUGAUAAACUGAUGAUUCUUAAUCAAGAUUUUUUUUCCUGGUGGGGAAGGGACUUUUUGUUUUUUGUUUUUUUUUUGAGACCGGGAAGUGUGAACUCUUCCCUUACUCCUAAUGACUAUUUUUGAAGCAAAGAAGGCCGGCAACAUUGGCACAUACCAUCUGGCAAGGGCCCUUGAGUAAGUGAAGAUCUCCUAGAACUGAGAUUAAGAAACCUGGCUUUCCUUAUCUCCAGGGCAGGGACCAUCAAGGACUUACAGACUCCAUCUCUUCUGCAAGCCUCGUGCCAAUGCUGGGGUGCUGCUGCCACUCCCCCUUACUGAGGCCGUCCUAACCCUCCCCUCCCAUCCUGUGAUAAUGUCUGCUAACUUGGCUUUGCCAUUUUCAGGAGGCUGUAGAAAGAGGAGAAUGUGUCCAGGAAGACUUUUUGGGUGAGAAGGAGCAGAAAGAUGUCUUCUGGGGAGGAGAAAGAAGCUCUAGGAGGAGCUAGUAGGCAUGUACAUGAAUCAGUCUGAAACUGGCAGGAAGCUUCAAAGCUGGACUCCCCCUGCCCUUUCUCCUUUCCCACCCUACAGCCCUGUCCUUCCUGCCUGCUCCCUGGAUUGGUUGGCUGACUAAAGGACUUGAUGUACAUACUUCUGCCCCCUUUACCCUAAAAGGUGGGGGUCGCCCCUGGCUUUGCCUCUUCUUUGUGCCUUUGGCCUGGGGUGCAUCUCUUCCUUCCCUUCCAUGUGCCUUUCUUUGCCUCUGCAGUCUCAUUUCUCAUGAUUUUGCAAAUUAUAUUUUGUUGAUUUUUUACCCACUAUUGGCCCUAAAUAGCAGAAAGAAGAGGAGAGGUGACCUAGAGACCCUCAGAUUCUCCAGUGGGAAUUGGUGUAGCCUCUAAUUUCAGCCAUAGCAAGCUUUUGCUCAACAGUGUAUAGUUGGGAUUUUGCAAAAAUUCUGUUCUGAUGUCUCAAAAUGAGGUUGGUGGGAGGAGUGAGUGGUAUGCCUCUUACUCCUUAGGUGCCCAGAGUGUACCGUCAUCUCUGAAGGGGUUGCAGGGAAGCCAUGCCUGCCCCCAUACCCAGGUACCUCCUCCUCUCACUUAAUGUGUAUUAGCUGGUUGGGCUUGAGGGAUCAGCUGCUAUGCUGUUGUUUUUAAACCCUUCCCCAUACUUCCCUCUGACUCCCCUUAAUCUAAAGCUCUGUUCAGUGCGAACUGGAAAUCUUCACCUUUCUCUCCCCUCCCCUGUACCUGGAGGCCAUGGGGUGAGAGAAAAGUGCAGGGCCCACUGGCCUUUCCCCUCCCCCCAUGCAUUGAAAUCCCUUACUUACCCUUUCCGCCUUUCCAUUUCUUCCUGCUCCUUUUCUGGCAAAAAGGAGCCUUUUCCUCUCCGACCCUAAGAGCAUAACGCACAGGGGAAACUUCCGCCGUCCAGACCUGGCCCACUCUGGGUUUCUCUUGUCCUCUGCUCUUUUGCUGGUGCUCUUUUUCUUGGUGGGGUGUGGGUACUAGAACAGCCAUGGGCUUUUGGGGACCUUUAACUGCCUUUUUUUUCUCGUUAAUAGAAACACUAAACAUUCAAUUCCAGAGAACCAAAAAUCGCACCUUCCCACCGAACACUACUAAGGGGCAUGUCUUCUGCUCCAUACCUUUUCUGUUUUUCUCUCUCUUGUUAAGCUUUUAAAAACAAAUGAGUUUUUUAUAUAAAUAAAGUUUUUAAAGUGUGUAUGUGGGGGUCCUGUGUCAUUUCUUCAAACUAUAUCUCUUCCUUCCUUUCCAUCUUGGUUGCUAUUUUAUGUAUUGGUGUUAUUUUUCUCUCCAGAGCACCAAGAGGGAGUUGUACCAGGAUAGGUUUAUUUUGAGCUCAAUCUCAACUUUAUCAAGCAACAUUCUUUUUAACUGUAUAUGAAACAUUUUUCCUCUGAAGAUUCUUAAAAAUUAAAUGUGACUAAGUCAAGCCCAAGAAGCUUAUUGCUAACUUAGAGAUAGGAACGUGAAUAUAAAGAAUUAAUGACUUCCUUACUCACUGGGAUUCUUUUGCAACAUUGGCAAAAUGAACAUUGGCAAAACAAACGUUGAAUAAAGCCCAUUGCAAUACAAGGCCCUCUCGAAUGUAGCAUUAUGGGUAGAAGAUGGGAGCUACCACUCCAGUGCCCUCCUAAUGAUGAAAAUGUAGAAUUAAAAAGCUCAUGUGUAGAAAUAUUAAAAAUGGCCAUACUGUUGCUUCUCCAGCUAUCUGCAACCCUUUAGUAGGAAGAUAAGGGACAGGCCUGUGUGGCUUCCUUUGUGUUCUACCAAAUAUGUGGGUGGGUAGCAAAUACUUGUUGGAUUACCAGGGGUUGUCUUUACUGUAGAGAUCAAGGAUUAAGACCUAUGGAGAGAGACUUAUUUUUCUGGUGCCCAUAUUUUCUGUUCUAUAAUAAAGAGCCUCGAGAAUUUAUCUAAAAUGUUUCUAUAUGCCCAGUCUUUAGAUUAAAUAUAUAUAUAGCUGCUGCUG
This is a messenger RNA of Miniopterus natalensis, 6197 nucleotides long. Lineage: Eukaryota; Metazoa; Chordata; Mammalia; Chiroptera; Miniopteridae. The record is from RefSeq and is a predicted model, not a curated record.